Sorghum bicolor (sorghum) is the source of this 843-nucleotide messenger RNA. RefSeq lists its product as uncharacterized. Bases 134 to 634 code for a protein of 166 amino acids. The record is from RefSeq and is a predicted model, not a curated record. NCBI's taxonomy places the organism in Eukaryota, Viridiplantae, Streptophyta, Magnoliopsida, Poales, Poaceae. The transcript is spliced from 4 exons.
AGUUCGGCUCGUUGACAGCCCAGCGGCUCAGCCCUAUCCCAGUUCCGUUCCGUGACCGUCCGUGCUGACCUCCGGCCUCCGGGCACUGGCGCACCGGCACCGCACAGGCUCUCUCCGACUCUCCGCCCCCGCCAUGGCCAUGGCCACGACCGCGGCGGCCGCCUGGCUCCCGUCGACCGCCUCCCGCCAGAGAGUCUUAGCCUCUCCGCUCCCUCCGUUCGCGGCCCCUAUCUGCAUCCACAUGCCACGGCAGGCGCCGCCUCCUAGUACCAUCCCCCACAAGCCGCGCCUCGUCGCCGCCUCUGCGCAGUUCGAUUUCUCCAGAGCUGUUCAAACAGCAUGGAGGGUUGGUAACGAUGCUGUGGAGGCAGGAAGUAAUCUUGUCCCAGGUUCAGUUCCACGACCAAUUGCUAGGAUAGGUGUUACCUUUGCCGCUAUGGCAGUGGCCCUUUUCCUUGUUAAAUCCGUUGUGUCCACUGCAUUAUUUGUUCUGGCAAUGAUGGGCCUCAUAUAUCUCGGCUUCCUGGCUAUGAACCCAAAGGAGGCCUCCAGCUCUAGGUUGGAUGAAGCAAUGGGCGACCCAUCGGAAGACCCUGUCGAAGAGGCCCGAAGGAUAAUGGAGAAAUACAAGUAAUGAACCUGUGCGAAGGUGUUGUACUCUCAGAGUUAUAAUUUGUCUGUAGAGUUUCGUUGCGUUAGGGAUGUAUGGGUGGAUCUGAUUUUAGCACACUACACCCAGUGAUUUGAUACAUGUAAACAUAUAGUUGCACGGUUGAAAUCGGUCUUUAGGACCAAAUGAAUCCUGCAAAUCAACAAGAGGCUAACAACAAUUUCAUUCUUAUA